AUGGAUUCUUCUUCUUCUUCUUCUUCUACUACUACCACUACAAGAAUGUUUCAUACGCGAAGCGUACUUCAAGAAAUCGCUCAACGGAAAAGAUCGUAUGAAAAUGUGAGUGAACAUAAAAAAGCAUUUAAUUAUACGGUUCCUUUUCUUUUGGAGGAAAGCCAAAAGAAUCCACCUCCACAAUCGCUAUACCAGAAGCUUUUGGCAGAGGCGUUCAAUAUGAACAGAAGCCGAAUAUUAGCCUUCAAGAACAAACCAUCCACCCCGGUCGACCUAAUCCCCCAUUUUUCAUCAUCAUCUGUUCAUCCCUCUAAACCUGUCAAGCCCCAGCGACCCAUUCCUCAGAGACCAGAGAUGACAUUGGAUGCCCCUUAUAUGGUGGAUGAUUUCUACUUGAAUUUGCUAGAUUGGAGUAGCAGCAAUGUGCUUGCAAUAGCUCUUGGAAGCACUGUGUUUCUUUGGAAUGCUUCAAAUGGUUCUAUCUCAGAACUAUUCACUGUUGACGAGGAAGAUGGUCCUGUCACUAGCGUUAGCUGGGCACCUGAUGGACGUCACCUUGCUGUAGGCUUGGACAAUUCAAAUGUCCAGUUAUGGGACUCUGCAACUGAUCAAAUGCUAAGAACACUCAAAGGAGGUCAUCGAUUGCGAGUAACUUCACUGGCCUGGAAUCAUCACAUACUUACAACUGGAGGAAAGGAUGCUAAAGCCAUCAACAAUGACGUGAGAAUAAGAGAACACAUUGUUGAAACAUACAGCGGACACCAGCAGGAAGUUUGUGGACUGAAAUGGUCAAAUUCGGGCCAGCAAUUAGCAAGUGGAGGGAAUGAUAACCUUCUUUUCAUAUGGGAUAGAUCUAUGGCCUCUUCAAAUUUACCGACAUAUUGGCUUCACAAGCUUGAAGACCACACAGCAGCUGUGAAAGCCCUUGCUUGGUGUCCCUUCCAGAGCAAUCUGCUAGCCUCGGGUGGAGGUGGAAAUGAUAGGCGCAUUAAAUUUUGGAACACCCACACUGGCGCAUGCUUGAACUCAGUGGACACCGGCUCACAGGUUUGUGCUCUUCAGUGGAAUAAGCAUGAGCCGGAAUUGCUUAGCUCCCAUGGGUUUACAGAGAACCAACUCAUUCUAUGGAAAUAUCCAUCCAUGGUAAAGAUGGCAGAACUCAGUGGUCACACUUCUCCAGUCCUCUUUAUGACUCAGAGCCCAAAUGGAUACGCAGUGGCAUCUGCAGCAGGUGAUGAAACAUUGAAAUUUUGGAAUGUGUUUGGGAACCCACAAGUGGCUAAACCUGUGCCAAAAGCUAAUGCUGUACCAUUUGCUAAUGCAGAAGUCAAACUAACAGUACAGCAAUUACAGAGCAAAUUUGAGUUGCAGAAACAGUUGAUUGCCCAUGUGGAAGUAAAUACAGCAAGAAUGUCAUGA
Molecule: messenger RNA, 1419 nt
Organism: Dovyalis caffra
Lineage: Eukaryota; Viridiplantae; Streptophyta; Magnoliopsida; Malpighiales; Salicaceae
Source: the annotation of a GenBank genome assembly